This is a messenger RNA of Saprolegnia parasitica CBS 223.65, 1315 nucleotides long. RefSeq lists its product as hypothetical. Lineage: Eukaryota; Oomycota; Saprolegniomycetes; Saprolegniales; Saprolegniaceae. The transcript has 7 exons. The record is from RefSeq and is a predicted model, not a curated record. The coding region runs from base 29 to 1315 and encodes 428 amino acids.
CCAAGUGCGUCCGUUUCAGACUUGCGCGAUGGACAUUGUCGGCAAGAUCGGAGCGUACUUUGCCAACCAUGAGGCGCAAAUGCGACUCGUGAUGCAGCACACACGGGAUCGCCAGCGCGUCCCCACGCCGGAGCUGCACGACGACCCGAUUGACCGUGCGUCGCGGCUUCUCGACAAGUGCCUCGACUCGUUCGAAGCUUCGGUGGCCGCCCCAUUGUCGGCACGAUCACCGCUCGCAUCGCCACGCGACGCCUGUUCACUCGCGCCACCGCGCCCCGAGACAACACCUCGUAAACCCAAGCGCCUCAAGCGCAAGAAACCAAAAGUUCCAUCGGCGGCCAAGGCCGCCGAGCUCGCGGCCAUCAAGCAAAAGCUCGUGGACGACGCCAUUUCCGUGACCAAAGAACGCGCGCGGAAAAUUCAAAUGGACAAGGAGAUGCGUUUGAAGGCCGAAGCCGCGCUGGCCGCAGAACAGCAGGCGCGCCGCGAGGCGCAGCUGCUGCAAAUUGAGUCCAUUCGGCGACAAGCGUUCCGACCCGUGCUGGCGCCGGCGUCACCCAACCAGGCAACCGCCAAGCACAAUCGCAGCGCAAGCCUCUCGCACUUGGCAGCCUCCAUGCCCCCGCCCAACCACCCGCCGUCCGAGGCGAUCCGACCGACAACACCGUCGCCCCGUAUUGAUCCCAUGACCAAGUUUGGGCCAAUCCAGGACCAUGUGCCGAGUGCGAUGCCAUUUCUCGAUCGGCUCGAGCACAUGGAGAAAUACCGCGCAACGAAAGCAUCCGAGGCGGCAAUCGAGGCGAAGCACCGCGCCGACGUGGCGGCGGCGCAGGCCGCAGAGCAGCGCCGCAUGGACCUGGCGUGCGACGCCAAAGCGCAGCAAAACCUCGACUUGGAUCGCCAGCGACUGGCGCUGGAAGCCCAGAAAAAGGCGCUCGAAGCCUCGCUGCAAGCCUUGCACACGGAGUCGUCGCAGCUGCGGUCGGAGCGCCACAAAAUUGCGAUGGAGCGGCGCGUGGCCCGGCGGGCGGCGGUCAACAAGUCCAACAACAGUGAUGACGUCCCUGCGUCCUCCUCGGACCUCCAAGGGUGGGUGCAGGACGAGACGGACCGGGCAAAUCAAGCCGCCAAAGCGAGGGCCGAGGCCAAGCGCCGUGUGCAGAUGCGCCGUGCUCCACCCGCCAGUGCCGGCCCCGAGACCGUCGACGACACCACCGCUUCAUCGACGCCCCGGCAAUGGCGUGUAAGUCCGCUACCCCAGCCGCGAUGGGACGCAGCGUUUUUCGGCUACAGCAGUGGCUCCGACACCGAGUAA